AUGGCGUGUCAUACGAAGAUCAUCAAUAAAAUGAAAGAAGAAGAACUGGCUAUCAAGGGAGACCACUUAUUGGGGCCGAGUGUGGAAUCAAAAUUUGACGAAUUAAAAUACGAAGUGAUACAUAAGAUUGAUAAAGAACUGACUGACUCUCAGAACGCUAGAGAUUUUAUUUCUCAAAAAUAUGACGAACUCUGCAGCAAAAUACAGUAUCUGACGGAGUUAGACGCUACUGUAACUGGUUUUCGAAGUGAUGUCAAGGCUAUUGAGAAACAAAUCACUGAGCUAUCUUUGAGGGUCGAUGACAUUGAGAAGAAAACUAUUUGUAGAGAAUGUCCUUCGCUGACGUCAUCCAUGUAUUGA
This is a messenger RNA of Spodoptera exigua (beet armyworm), 360 nucleotides long. The record is from the annotation of a GenBank genome assembly. Lineage: Eukaryota; Metazoa; Arthropoda; Insecta; Lepidoptera; Noctuidae.